Messenger RNA from Olea europaea var. sylvestris, 4715 nucleotides. Its product is annotated as E3 ubiquitin-protein ligase UPL4. Bases 232 to 4698 code for a protein of 1488 amino acids. Gene Ontology annotation, biological process: protein polyubiquitination; proteasome-mediated ubiquitin-dependent protein catabolic process. Gene Ontology annotation, molecular function: ubiquitin protein ligase activity. The record is from RefSeq and is a predicted model, not a curated record. NCBI's taxonomy places the organism in Eukaryota, Viridiplantae, Streptophyta, Magnoliopsida, Lamiales, Oleaceae. The transcript is spliced from 15 exons.
UCAAUUGUUUAUUUUCUUUACUCUGUUAUGUUAUCUUUCAUCCUCAUCAUCUGUUUCCGUAUAUACAUACAAUACAUACGUGCGGUAUUUACAUAUAUGCGUUUAUAUAUUAUUUGUUAAUUGGAAGAGGAAAUUAUCAGCUACUAUAUGAAUCGAAAUCACAAAAUUCCUUGAUUUUAUUAACCCUGGCUGGAUCAAUCACUCAACCUUCACCUUUAGGAGCGUAUAAGAAUGGAAAACCGAGGUCAAAAAAGAGCUGAAGCUGUAGAUGAAUGGCCAGCUGAUAAGCGAGCUUGCAGUUCAUCUGAAUUUAGGCCUAGUGCCUCAAACUCAUCAGCCCAAACGCCAAUGAGCUCAUCCCACGAUGCUGAUAUGGACACGUCAUCAUCAACGUCUGGAUCAACUCGAUCAGAGGGUGAUGGGGAGAAGGACUCCACGUAUGGUUCUUGCGAUUCCGAUAGCAGCAUCCGCGACUACUAUAGAAGGCGCUCGUGGGGUGAUCAAAGCAAAUUUAAGAAUGUACUGUCAAGAUUGAGUGAGGAGGUGGAGGAAUCUGGGCAACUGGCUGCCAUCACCGAGCUUUGUGAAUUGUUGUCCUUUGCUACUGAUAGUUCAUUAUCUAACUUAAUGGCUGACUCAUUUUCUCCUAUACUUGUGAAGUUGGCUAGUCAAGACAGCAAUCCCGAUAUAAUGCUCUUGACAACAAGGGCAAUAACUUAUUUGUGUGAUGUUAAUUCUAGGUCCUCAGGUUUUCUCGUCAGACAUAAUGCAGUUCCUGUCCUUUGUCAAAAACUAAUGGUGAUUGAAUACUUGGAUGUGGCCGAGCAAUGUUUGCAAGCAUUAGAGAAAAUUUCUCGCGAACAACCCCUUGCUUGUUUGCAAUCUGGUGCAGUCAUGGCUGUUCUAAAUUAUAUUGAUUUCUUUUCCACAAGUAUGCAGAGGGUCGCGCUUUCAACCGUGGUUAAUAUAUGCAAGAAACCCACUUCGGAGUCUCUUUCGCCUUUCAUGGAGGCCAUUCCUGUUUUGUGUAAUCUUCUUCAGUAUGAGGACAAACAGCUAGUUGAAAGUGUGGUCACUUGCUUGAUUAAGAUAGGGGAACAAGUUUGUCAUUCAUCAGAUAUGCUGGAUGAAUUUUGUCGACAUGGCCUGAUUCAGCAAGCUUUGCAUCUCAUAGACUUGAAUAGUCGUACUACCCUUGGUCAACCAAUAUAUGUUGGUUUGAUAGCAUUACUUGUCAAGUUGGCUUCGGGCUCUGCUGUUGCUUUCAGGACGCUUCUUGAGCUUAAUAUAAGCAGCAUUAUAAAGGACAUUCUAUCCACAUAUGACCUCUCUCAUCAUGGAAUGCUGUCUACUUCUGUAGUGGAUGGUCAUUGCAGUCAGAUGCACGGAGUAUUGAAGUUGUUGAAUGAGCUUCUCCCCACAGUAACCAGGGAACAAGAUAUUGAAGUUCAACUACUGUCAGACAGGGAAGCUUUUCUUAUGGAGCGACCUGAUAUAGUUGAGAAGUUUGGAAUUGAUUUGCUUCCUGUUUUGAUUCAGGUGUUGCAUUCUGGUGUGGAUAUGUAUAUAUGUUACGGUUGUUUAUCUAUAAUCAGCAAGUUAGUUUCUUGGAGCAAAUCUGACGUCCUUCUUACUCUACUGCAAACUGCCAACUUCUCAAGCUUUUUGGCUGGAGUUUUUACAAGGAAGGAUCCUCACGUGAUCCUGUUAGCCCUUCAGAUUGUCGAUACAGUUCUGCUGAAGCUCCCUCACGUUUUCUUGAAAGCCUUUACCAAGGAAGGUGUCCUUUUCACCAUUUAUGGUCUAUUUUCACCAGACAAGUGUUCGCAGUUCAUGUCUUCGGUGUUUGACGGAAGGAGGUUUGCAAAAGAUGAAUGUAAAAAAUCUGGUCCACCUGAUGUCCAAAGGUGCCCAUGUUUUACUUUUGAUGCUGGACCUGAAACAGGUUCUUGCAAGCUUCAGAAAGAUGCUGUUCAAAAUCUUGCAAGGCAUAUAUGGACUAACCACUUUUCAGUCGAAUCACCAAACCCAGAGAAAGUACUCACCGAUAUUCUUCAGAAGCUCAGGUCUUUAUCAACUGCAUUAACAGCCAUGUUAAGUAAAUCCCUGAAUGAUGUUGCUUCCACUCAAGAGGAAGAUGAAAUAUACAAUUUACUGCAUCAAAUUAUGUUAGAUCUCAAUGGGAAAGAUCCCAUUUCCACUUUUGAGUUUGUUGAGAGUGGAAUCGUGAAGGCACUAGUUAAUUACCUAACAAAUGGCCAGCAUCUGGGGGGUAAGGCAGAGAAUGGUGCAGUUGAUCAACUGUACAUUAUAGAAAAACGAUUUGAGGUGUUUGGAAGAUUAUUGUUGUCCUUCUCUGACCCAGCUUUGGAGGAAUUCCCACUUUUGACACUGGUGCGAAGAUUACAAAGUGCUCUAUCUUCUAGUGAAAAUUUCCCCGUCAUCUUGAGCCAUACGGUUAGACUGAGAAACUCAUAUGCCACUGUUCCAUAUGGGCGCUGCACUUCAUACCCAUGUCUCAAAAUACAGUUUGUGAAAGAAGAAGGGGAUAUUGGUCUGCGUGGUUAUACUGAAAGAGUUUUGAAUGUUGACCCCUUUGUACCUUUGGAUGCUAUUGAAGGAUAUUUGUGGCCUAAACUGAAUAAUAGGAAAACAGAGGAUUUAAAAUCCAGCUCUCAUGCUUUGAAGGAGAAAGGAAGCUCGAGUUCUCAUUCGCUGUCUGAUUCACCAUUGUCUUCACCUGAAGGAACGGCCAGUUUUGAACUGAGAACUGUAGACACAGGAGAUUUAACUGAUUUUCAUACUGAACCUGUAGAGAACGAACAGCAUUGUCCUCUUGAAGAGGAUGGGAGUACAAAUGCAGAUCAUCCAGGACAGUUUGAUAAAGAAGAUGCUUCACCAAAGUUGUUAUUCUAUUUAGAAGGGAAGCAACUGGACUGUACAUUGUCACUGUAUCAAUCGAUACUCAAACGACAACUUGAACUGGAAGCUGAUAACAUCGCAAGUGCAAAAUUGUGGAAUCAUGUAUAUAAAAUAACAUAUAGAAGAGCUGUGAAAUCCAAAAAUAGUUAUGACGAACAUCACCAUAAUGUAGCUCAAUCUUCUUUGUCUAGAAGAGUCUCAGUCUUUAAUUGCGCUUCGUUUUUCUCUGGCAUGCUUGUUCCAGAAGUUGAUGUGGAGAGGUCCAGUGCGGCUUGUGACAUAUUGUCCCUUCUUAAAAGUUUGGAAGGGAUAAAUGGGUUCAGGUUUCAUCUGAUGUAUUGUGAAAGAAUAUCGGCUUUUGCUGAAGGAAGAACUGAUAACUUCGAUACAUUAAAUUUAGCAGUUCAUGGUGUAUCCCAAAAUGAAUUUGUAAACAGUAAGUUGACAGAAAAACUAGAACAGCAGAUUCGGGAUCCUAUGGCGGUCUCUGUUGGUGGCAUGCCAUCAUGGUGUACACAAUUAAUGACUUGGUAUCCUUUCUUAUUUGGUUUUGAAGCAAGAUGUAAGUAUUUCCGUCUGGCAGCAUUAGGUCGAUCACCAGUUCACACUCAAUCAACGUCAAUUAGUAACAUGGGAGUUUCAAAUGGUAGGCAGCAUAAUAAUGGAAACUUUCCUCGCAAGAAGUUUUUAGUUCAUCGGGAUAAAAUUCUAGACUCUGCUUCCAAGAUGAUGGACCUUUAUGCCCGUCAAAAGGUUGUCGUGGAGGUGGAAUAUAAUGAAGAGGUGGGUACUGGCCUUGGCCCAACAUUGGAAUUCUAUACAAUGGUUUGUCAUGAGUUUCAGAAAAGUGGCUUGGGUAUGUGGAGAGAUGACCACAUUUCGCUUGACUGCAUGAAAAGCUCGGAGGCUGAGGAUUCUAAAUUUUUGGUGUCUCGUUUUGGACUCUUCCCUCGUCCUUGGUCACCUUCAUCGAGAAUGUCAAGUGGCAUAGAGUUUUCAGAAGUAAAUAAUAAAUUUAUUCUUUUGGGUCAGAUUGUUGCAAAAGCUCUUCAAGAUGGAAGGGUUUUAGAUCUUCCCUUCUCGAAGGCAUUCUAUAAACUCAUUCUGGGGAAGGAACUUACCAUGUAUGACAUCCAGUUGUUUGAUCCCGGAUUGGGUAGGGCUCUCUUAGAGUUUUGUGCUCUUGUUGAAAGGAAAAGGUAUUUGGAAUCUCUAUGCAAAGCAAAAUCAUGUGAGCUUGAUAUGCACUUCCGUAACACAAGAAUUGAGGAUCUUUGCCUUGACUUCACCCUUCCUGGAUAUCCAGAUUAUGCUCUCAAUUCUGCAUCUGAUUUAAAUAUGGUAAAUCUGUAUAAUUUAGAAGAAUAUGUCUCAUUUAUCGUAGAUGCAACGGUAAAAUCUGGAAUCUCUAGACAAGUGGAAGCAUUCAAGUCAGGUUUUGAUCAGGUCUUCCCUAUAAGACAUCUAGAGAUUUUCACUGAAGACGAAUUAGAGUGCUUGCUAUGUGGAGAACAAGAACUGUGGAAUUCGAGUGCACUUUUGGAUCAUAUCAAAUUCGAUCAUGGAUACACAGUUAGCAGUCCCCCAGUUGUAAACUUACUGGAAAUCAUGCGAGAGUUUGAUAAUAAACAGCAAAGAGCGUUCUUGCAGUUUGUGACUGGAGCGCCCAGGCUUCCAACUGGGGGUUUGGCUUCUCUCAGCCCCAAAUUGACAAUUGUUCGAAAGGUCAGUAUUAUUAUGCGUUUCAUUUUCAAUUAUGUUGAUUUUGGUUUUUAAAUUUGUGGACCGUGAAA